AUGGCGCAGAAGGAGACCAAUGGCAGCAACGGCGAGCACAUCUCCACCCGCCCGCCGCCCACCCCCUCGCCCCUCCGCUUCUCCAAGUUCUUCCAGGCUAACCUGCGGAUCCUCGUCACUGGUGGGGCGGGCUUCAUCGGCUCGCACCUCGUAGACAAGCUCAUGGAGAACGAGAAGCACGAGGUCAUUGUUGCUGAUAACUUUUUCACUGGUUCAAAAGACAACCUGAAGAAGUGGAUCGGCCACCCAAGAUUUGAGCUCAUCCGUCAUGAUGUCACCCAGACGCUUCUUGUGGAGGUUGACCAAAUCUAUCACCUUGCUUGCCCUGCUUCACCAAUCUUCUACAAGCACAAUCCUGUUAAGACCAUCAAGACCAAUGUUAUUGGUACCCUGAACAUGCUAGGACUUGCAAAGAGAGUUGGAGCUAGGAUUUUGUUGACAUCGACCUCUGAAGUUUAUGGUGAUCCGCUUGAGCAUCCUCAGACCGAAGCCUACUGGGGCAAUGUUAACCCAAUUGGCGUCAGGAGCUGUUAUGAUGAGGGUAAGCGUGUAGCAGAGACGCUGAUGUUUGACUAUCACAGGCAGCAUGGCAUUGAAAUCCGUAUUGCCAGGAUUUUCAACACCUAUGGGCCUAGGAUGAACAUUGAUGAUGGCCGUGUUGUUAGCAACUUCAUUGCUCAGGCUGUGCGUGGUGAGCCCUUGACUGUCCAGAGGCCCGGAACACAGACUAGGAGCUUCUGCUAUGUUGCCGAUAUGGUUGAUGGUCUUAUUAAGCUGAUGAAUGGAAACAACACUGGACCGAUUAACUUGGGGAACCCAGGUGAAUUCACCAUGCUGGAACUUGCUGAGAAUGUGAAGGAGUUGAUCAACCCAGAUGUAACAGUGACAAUGACCGAGAACACUCCUGAUGAUCCCCGCCAGAGGAAGCCAGACAUCACAAAGGCAAAGGAAGUUUUGGGGUGGGAGCCCAAGAUCGUCCUGAGGGACGGCUUGGUGCUCAUGGAGGAUGAUUUCCGGGAGCGCCUGGCCACAAAGAUGGCGACUUAUGAGCCCAAGAACAUUCUCAUAACCGGCGCUGCUGGUUUCAUCGCAUCACAUGUCGCCAACCGCCUGGUUAGGAACUAUCCCCAAUACAAGGUUGUUGUCCUUGACAAGAUUGACUACUGCUCCAACCUAAAGAACCUCAAUCCUUCACGGUCUUCACCAAAUUUCAAGUUUGUCAAGGGUGAUAUUGCAAGUGCUGACCUGGUGAAUUACCUUCUGAUCACCGAGUCGAUUGACACCAUCAUGCACUUUGCUGCUCAGACACACGUUGAUAAUUCUUUUGGCAAUUCAUUUGAGUUCACAAAGAACAAUAUAUAUGGCACCCAUGUUCUUCUUGAGGCUUGCAAGGUUACUGGUCAGAUCAGGAGGUUUAUUCAUGUCAGUACUGACGAGGUGUACGGUGAAACUGACGAAGAUGCUGUGGUUGGUAAUCAUGAGGCCUCACAGUUGCUUCCAACAAAUCCAUAUUCAGCUACAAAAGCUGGGGCUGAAAUGCUUGUGAUGGCAUAUGGAAGGUCUUAUGGUCUUCCUGUGAUUACCACUCGUGGCAACAAUGUGUAUGGGCCAAAUCAAUUCCCUGAGAAACUCAUCCCCAAAUUCAUUCUUUUGGCCAUGCAAGGUCUACCUCUUCCAAUUCAUGGAGAUGGUUCCAAUGUCAGGAGCUACCUGUACUGUGAGGAUGUGGCCGAAGCUUUUGAGGUGGUUCUUCACAAAGGAGAAGUUGGACAUGUGUAUAAUAUUGGUACUGUGAAGGAGAGGAGGGUGAUUGAUGUGGCCAAGGACAUAUGCAAGCUCUUUGGCUUGGAUACUGAGAAAGUCAUCAGGUUUGUUGAGAACAGGCCCUUCAAUGACCAGAGGUACUUCUUAGAUGAUCAGAAGCUAAAGAGAUUGGGAUGGGCAGAGCGCACACCAUGGGAAGAGGGCUUGAAGAAGACGAUGGAGUGGUACACCACCAAUCCUGAUUACUGGGGAGAUGUCACUGGUGCGCUGCUCCCUCAUCCAAGGAUGUUGAUGACUCCUGGAGUUGAAAGGCAUAACUGGGCUGAAGAAAUCAAGUCUCUGGCCUCUUCGCCAGCUGAAGCUAGUACAGUAGCUCCUGCAACCAGUACCAAAAGCAUCUCUGAUGCCCCUCCCAAGCCUUCCUACAGGUUUUUAAUCUAUGGCAGGACUGGAUGGAUUGGUGGCCUCCUUGGCAAGAUUUGUGACAAGCAAGGGAUUUCAUAUGAGUAUGGGAAAGGGCGCUUGGAGGAGCGAUCUCAGCUGUUGGAGGACAUUAGAAAUGUGAAGCCAACUCAUGUCUUCAAUGCUGCCGGAGUCACUGGGAGACCGAAUGUUGACUGGUGUGAGACCCAUAAACAGGACACUAUCCGCACCAAUGUUGUAGGCACUUUGAAUCUUGCUGAUGUCUGUCGUGAGCAGGGUCUGCUCAUGAUUAAUUAUGCUACAGGCUGUAUAUUUGAGUAUGAUGCUAAGCACCCUGAAGGGUCUGGUAUUGGCUUUAAAGAGGAAGACACACCCAACUUUAUGGGUUCCUUCUAUUCUAAAACGAAAGCAAUGGUGGAAGAGCUAUUGAAGGAGUAUGAUAAUGUCUGUACUCUUAGGGUCAGGAUGCCCAUAUCAUCAGAUCUAAGCAACCCUCGUAACUUCAUCACAAAGAUAGCUCGUUACGACAAGGUGGUGAACAUUCCCAACAGCAUGACAAUUUUGGAUGAGCUUCUGCCUGUCUCUAUUGAGAUGGCGAAACGGGACUGCAGGGGAAUAUGGAACUUCACCAACCCUGGUGUUGUUAGCCACAAUGAGAUUCUAGAGAUGUACAAGAAAUACAUCAAUCCUGAUUUCAAGUGGACCAACUUCACACUCGAAGAGCAGGCCAAGGUCAUAGUCGCACCUAGAAGCAACAACGAGAUGGACGCGUCGAAAUUGAAGGCUGAGUUCCCUGAGCUGCUGUCGAUCAAGGACUCUUUGAUCAAGUAUGUCUUUGAGCCAAACAGGAAGGUUCCUGUUAAUUGA
Molecule: messenger RNA, 3054 nt
Organism: Miscanthus lutarioriparius
Lineage: Eukaryota; Viridiplantae; Streptophyta; Magnoliopsida; Poales; Poaceae
Source: the annotation of a GenBank genome assembly